AUGAAGCUUCGAGUCAGUACCGCGGGUGCCCUUGUUUGUGCAUUGGGGGCAUGCAGGACAUCAGCCCAAUGCAACGGCACCUUCAACGCCCUCUCGGCCGCCGACUUCCUCAAGGCCGCGAACCCAGCCUGGAAUCUUGGCAACACCCUCGACGCCAUCCCCGACGAGGGGUCUUGGAACAAUCCUAAAGUCGUUGCGGCGACGUUUGACCAUGUCAAGGCCGCCGGCUUCAACAGCGUCCGCAUCCCCGUGACCUACACCCACCACUUCGCGAGCGAGGCGCCCGAUUAUCAAGUCGACUCGGCCUGGCUGCAGCGCGUGUCCGACGUGAUCGACUUCGCCCUCGAGAGGGACCUGCUCGUCGUGACCAACGUCCACCACGACUCGUGGGAAUGGGCCGACGUGAGCAAGUCCGGCGCCGACAUCACGGCAAUCCAGGCCAAGCUCCGCGCCCUGUGGACGCAGAUCGGCACCAAGCUGGCCUGCAAGCCGUCCACCGUCGCCUUCGAGAGCAUCAACGAGCCCCCCGCGGCGACGGCGGAGGACGGCGCGCAGGUCAACGAGCUCAACCGCGUCUUCCUCGAGGCCAUUGCCGAGACGGGCGACUGGAACACGCAGCGCGUCGUGACCCUCGCUGGGGGCAACAACGACGCCACCAAGACGUCGCAGUGGUUCAAGCCGCCCGCCGAGGUCAAGAACCCCUGGGCGCUGCAGAUCCACUACUACAGCCCGUACGACUUUGCCUUUUCCGCGUGGGGGAAGACCAUCUGGGGCUCGGAUGCUGACAAGGCGACUAUGGAUGGCGAGCUGGGCCUCGUCAGUGGUAACUUCAGCGGUGUGCCCAUCUACGUGGGCGAGUUUGAUGCCACGCCGCGUAGCACGGAGAGCGCGGCGAGGUGGAAGUGGUACGACCACUUUGUGAGCGCGGCGACUAAGAUUGGCGCCACCGUGGCCGUAUGGGAUAACGGCCUUGACCAUCUUAACCGCGAGACGGGCGAGUUCCGCGAUCCCACAGUCGUGAGCAUCAUCAAUAGCUCUACGGCCGGGGUUUCCAACUCUCUUGCUGAUAGCACGGUGGAUGGGUCGGCUACUGAGCAGUCCACCUCCGCAUUCCUCUUCCACCGUGUCGGUGAGGCAGUCAGCGACCAGGAGCUGCCGUUCAUCUUCAACGGGAACACGCUCGUUGCCAUCACCACCGCUGACGGGAAAGAGCUCACCGCAAGCGAUUAUACAGCGGGAUCGUCAUCUAUCACCUUCAAGUCCAGCAUCAUCUCAUCGUACAUCGACGCGUCAUCCGCGGCUGGUGUCAAGGAAACCUUCACGCUCCAUUUCUCUGCCGGCGCGUCGUCCGUCGUCACGCUCGUCCAGUGGGACGUCCCAGUCCUGGGCGCGACCAGCAGCAAAGCGGUGGCCGGCUCCGACCUCAGUAUCCCAGUGGAGUGGAAGGGCCUGGAGCGCCUCGCAACUGUCAAGAUGCUGGCCGAAGAUGGCACGUACCUCGUCGAUGACUGGACCCAGUACUUGGGGCCGCUGCAGCAAGCCCGUGGUACUUGGGAGGGACAAUGGAGCUUCGAAGGCGGCAAUGUGAUCAUUAAGUCGGCGGCCAUUGACCUCGUGAUUUCUCUUGCCAAGCCCGUCACUUUUACCUUUGAAUUCUACCCGCGUGUGGCGGGCAACGUGGCCGAAUAUGUGCUCAGUCCAUGA
Clonostachys rhizophaga is the source of this 1704-nucleotide messenger RNA. The record is from the annotation of a GenBank genome assembly. NCBI's taxonomy places the organism in Eukaryota, Fungi, Ascomycota, Sordariomycetes, Hypocreales, Bionectriaceae.